AUGGGGCCUCAAGACUUGGUGGAUGACCUCAAACUUGCCAUCACAUACAAAUAUCCUACAACGCUAGCGCGUCAGUUUGACCCUGCUGACCUUCAGAUUCAUCUCAAGGUGCCCGACGAGCCAGUGAAGAAACAUAAACCUAAACAGAGUUCGCUUAAUAGAAUCGUGCUGGAACAAGAAGAGUCCAAUAGUCUGAAUAGUGGAAGUGGUAUUGCAACCAGUCGGCUGCCUUCGUUACCAGCAGCCUCCACAUUUGGCGGGUCGAUUGUGGUGUUGGAGCCUGACCAGAACAUAUGGGAUAUCUUAGAUGAGUACUUUGGAGGAUCCAUGCACAUGGGAGAGGCACUCAAUAUUGUUGCUGCUCAAAGACAACCGUCAAUGCCAUAUGGGUUUGUGGAUGUUCCCGAUAGAUUUAAUCUGCGGCCUCUUGAUUUCCCCCAGGGCCACAGGAUAUCUAGCUCCAUGGAAGGAGGCAUUAUCCCUCCUGCUCGUGGUACUUCGCCAACGAAUGUUCUUAUGAACAACUACCAUCAUCCUAAACCGCAGCACGCAUUCCAAGUGAAUGCUAAUACCAUCACUAAGAACACGUCCGUGUCUCCAUCUCUUUCACACCAUCGUCUAUCUCCUGUUAAUGGAGCUGUCAACGUCCAUAAGAGAUCGCACUCUAAUCCUCCACAACUGCCUUCUAUGGCCAACGUUAACCAUAUGACGAAGAACAAUGGCCAAGCGGUGUUGCUUCUACCGAAAAACUUUACCUUGGGAGAGCAAAGUCAUCUCAAACGUUAUUCUUUGGAUGAGAAUAUGGUCAACAAGAAUUUCCCAGCGUCGGGCCACGGCAAGUCGUUGUCUGAUUCUACGAACGUCACCAGUAUUGGAGUCAAUAAGGAAGCUGGUGACUCGUCUUCAGAUUUGGAAGAAAGAGCUAAUGCCACUUCCCGCAAGACAAGCCAGGAGCUUUCUCGUUCAGCUAGCGGCGCUCAUGAGCUUCCAACAGAAGUCAAGCCAAAAAGAUCUGAUAGCGGCAAGAGCGCUCCAGGUACGCCGUCUAAAUCUUCAAAUGGCCGUGACGGGCUAGCUCCAGCAGACGUAAGAGAUGCCAAACCAACCUCCACAUUCGAAAGAGUUCUUCCGUCCCUUCUCGUUUUGGUGGUGGAAGAUAACGCCAUUAAUCAGGCCAUUUUGGGCGCUUUCUUGAGAAAACACAAGAUUAGAUACCAGAUUGCUAAGAAUGGUCAAGAGGCCAUCGAUAAAUGGAGAAAAGGUGGAUUCCAUCUUGUUCUAAUGGAUAUCCAGCUUCCGGUAAAGUCUGGAAUUGAAGCUACAAAAGAGAUUCGUUACUUAGAGAAGGUAAACAGAAUCGGUGUAUUUGCCCAGCAUGAACUCUCCAAGCUGAAUGGCCAAAGUUUGAAGGAAGACGAGAAACUAGACCUCAGCGUCUUCCGUUCUCCAGUUAUUAUCGUGGCUCUUACAGCCUCUUCCAACUCCUCGGUCGAUAGAAAGAAUGCUUUGACAGCAGGCUGCAAUGACUUCUUGACCAAGCCCGUCAACUUGGUUUGGUUGCAAAAUAAGAUCACAGAGUGGGGUUGUAUGCAAGCGCUUAUUGAUUACGACGGCUGGAAGGUGAAGAGAUCUUCGAAGGGUGAGCCAGCGAAGGUUGCCGUCAAGAAAGCCCCUGGAAAUACCAAAGAAUUGGAGAAGCCAUUGACUGCUUCCUAG
Candidozyma haemuli is the source of this 1716-nucleotide messenger RNA. It is a transcript of the gene SSK1, whose product is annotated as mitogen-activated protein kinase kinase kinase. The transcript has a single exon. Lineage: Eukaryota; Fungi; Ascomycota; Pichiomycetes; Serinales; Metschnikowiaceae. Gene Ontology annotation, molecular function: protein kinase activator activity; phosphorelay response regulator activity. The record is from RefSeq and is a predicted model, not a curated record. The coding region runs from base 1 to 1716 and encodes 571 amino acids. Gene Ontology annotation, cellular component: Mcs4 RR-MAPKKK complex. Gene Ontology annotation, biological process: osmosensory signaling via phosphorelay pathway.